AUGUUCACACCCAACUAUCCACGCCGGCCAAGGCCUCCUGGGGCUCGCCGUUCGCAGCUGAGUUCACCUCCUGGUCAAGCUGGUCCACUUCCGACAAAGAUGCCUCUUGCGUCGCCGUCAAAGGCUUCCAGAACGACUCCGUCGCCGAUGUUGGCCAAGCGCAAGGGAAAGAUGAGAGAGGAGCCGCAGUCGUCAGACGCUUCACCGCCGCCUCUGCGCACUCGUCCCCUCAGCAUGCUCUCGGAAACGUCUGUUGCAUCGCCGCCCCCGCCGUACCGUCGCGGCCUCACCGAGUCGCCCAAAGAUUCCAAGGACGAGCUCCAGCACAGCCUCGGCGGUGUGUUCCCCCCACCGCCGCCGGACCCCCUCGAGUCUGGUCCCUCGUCUGUCCGCACAAGCCUUAUCGAACUCGAAAAUGUCGAGGACGACAUGGACACGGACGAGGAGGCUGAGAAGGCAGGCGACACGUUCACUUUGCGCGGUCUUCGCAGGCUGCUGAAACAGAAUGAAAUGGACAGCAUGUCCGCCGAGGUAUCCGUCCGUCUUGGGGUAUUCGGGGACAACCCUUACCAGGACCCCACCGCAAAGCUUCCCUCCAUCAUUGGCACCAGCUCGCCAAUCUCUGCCCAGCCUUCCCCCGAGCGCUACUCUCUACCCUCCGACGCCGACCUCGCAUUUUCCUUCCCUCAGCGUCGCGCCGCUCCUGUGGCUACCAAGCCAGGCCAGCGUCUGUCUCUUAUCCGUGCCGAUCAGCGCGCUGAAGAGGACGACGCUCGUAUUGCCGCUCUCGAGGCGCUGCUUCUGGAGUCGCGUGAGGGCGAAGAGGCGACUCGCAAGGCCAAUGCCCGUCUUCGCCGCGACAACUCAAAGCUCCGCCAACAGUUGGAGGAUGCCGAGGACGCGGUAGCGGAGCAGAUGGAGCAGGACACCUGGGCUGCUCAGCGUCCAUCCGAGACCGAGUCGGUCCGCUCGUCGCUUAGCUCGCCACCACGCCGCUCUCGCGGCUCGUACCCGCCACAGGAUGACGAGCGUAUCGGAUGGGGGUCCACUGCGUUUCCAGAGUUUCCUCGGACUCUUGUAUCGGUUGACGACUCGGAGGCGACCAGCGAAUCGACCACGCGCCCGGUGUCGCGCGACCCAUCGCCCGAGAGCGUCUCGGAGGCUGUGAUGGCAGAGCCGUUGUCGCUGCCCGACUCGCACACCAAUGCUGUUCCCCAGGACGAGCACUGGGUAUCGGCGUCAGAGGCCCCGACUCUCACUUUCGCGCUGUCCCGCGGCGGAUACACUGGCACCUCGCGCCCCGCAGUGUCUGCCGACACUUUUCUCUCGCCGACCAAGGUGGUGGCGCCGACGCCGGUGCGCGCGCCGCUCACGCCACAGCUCACCAUCCAGCCCGCUUCGCGUCCAGGCUCUGCCGACAAGGCUUCGCCUUUGACGUCGCCCGCCCAGAGCUCGUUCUCGUCGCGCAUUCGUCGCUCGCCGUACCCCUCGCCGCGUACCUACAUUCGCCAUGAGCGCUCAGACAGCGCUAGCACCACUGGUACAGGCCCCCACCGCCGCACCCUGUCCUUCUCCAAGACGCCUCUGAAGUCGCCGUCGCCAGAGAGUGGCAUGUCGGCCCAGGCGUCGCCCACUCGUCUCGGCUUUCCGCCUUCCCCCAUGUCUGCCUUUGCGAGCGUUCGCUCGUACCUCUCAGACUAUCUCGUACAUGGUCGUCGUACGCUCGGCAGCGAGCUGGGCAGCAACUACUCGCCAUCGCCUGAGCGUCGCCGCGACUCGGACUGCUCAUGCUCCGACUACCAAUAUACGCCACAGUUUACCGAACCCCCUCGCCCCAGCGCCGCUGUCAGGCUGGCCGCACUCGCCAUCGGUCUCGCCGAGGCCAAGCUGACUGGACGCAUCUCUGAUCUCUCUCAACAGAGCGUUUACGGUCAAUAUGCGUCCUCGUCUAGCGGUGGUUCCCAGCGUUACCGCACUCCCUCACACCGCCACUCGUCUCCUCCUGGCACAUUCGUCUUCCCCGCAGACAACUCUGUGAGCGAUGUCCGUUACCAGGAGCUGUACGGCAGUGACGUGCGUCGUAUCCGCUGGGCACCGGAUGCCAAGGAGCCCCUGGCAUGGUCGCCACACUCGUGGCCCUCGCCCUCGCCCUCGCCCUCGCCGCGCGAGGCAAACCUUCCUGACAUCUCAGAUGACGAGUCGGACGGACCUCACAUCUUCACAGACAGUUUGUACGAGGACGGCACGAUCACCGCUCCCCGGGCACCGGCCAUUGGGUUGAGCGCGCCGACUCCAGUUGCCCAUGCGGGACCUCGUCCGCCCAUGGCCGACACGCCGAGCCCGGCGCACCUCGCGCCGAACGUUGACCCGUGGGACGAGUACAGCGACCGCGCUACUCCGUCGCCGCGCGUGCGUGCGCUUCGCCCGCUCUUCCUCCUCUCCACGCCGGCUGUCCAUGCCCGCAACACUAGCCUCACGCAGGCUCAUCACCGUCGCAGUGGCAGCGGCGCGCAGUACCCGCUGCCGUACCCGCUCAUGGCCAGCGGCAACGCCGCCGCGCACCGCCGCGCGUACUCCAUGAGCGCGUCGCCGCAGCAGAGGUGCGCCGCCGGACCCGUCACCAUUCCCGCGCGUGUCACGCACGACUUUUUCUGCCUGGUGCUUCUGCUCCUGGACUACAUGGAAUGGGCCGUCAUUCUCAUUUACCGCCUCUUCACCGAUAUCCGUGCUGGUCCCAGCGCUGCUGUGCCCAAGCCGCGCUCGCACGCUAACCGAUACUACCUGUAA
This is a messenger RNA of Apiotrichum porosum, 2787 nucleotides long. RefSeq lists its product as uncharacterized. NCBI's taxonomy places the organism in Eukaryota, Fungi, Basidiomycota, Tremellomycetes, Trichosporonales, Trichosporonaceae. The coding region runs from base 1 to 2787 and encodes 928 amino acids. The transcript is spliced from 3 exons. The record is from RefSeq and is a predicted model, not a curated record.